Beta vulgaris subsp. vulgaris (sugar beet) is the source of this 2022-nucleotide messenger RNA. RefSeq lists its product as hypothetical. Bases 390 to 1718 code for a protein of 442 amino acids. Gene Ontology annotation, molecular function: lipid binding. Lineage: Eukaryota; Viridiplantae; Streptophyta; Magnoliopsida; Caryophyllales; Amaranthaceae. The transcript is spliced from 6 exons. The record is from RefSeq and is a predicted model, not a curated record.
CCCGGUCUAAAAUGCAACCACUAACUACAGCUGACGCUUAUCUCUGAAUCCUUAUCCACAUUUACUCAACUAUUCUGCGUUUUCUGACUUUACCCUUUUGUCUUCUUCUUCCCCGUCAAUUUCCUCCAUAUCUAAAUCUCAUCAAUCCUACAAUUUAUUCCUUUUCAAUUAUUUUCCACCCCUUAUGUUUUUUUUGAAGUUAACAUUUACUUUCAUACAUCAAAUAUGAAUUAGAUGUGCUUCACCCAUUUUGACUAACCCAAAUGUUUUGGGUUUUAUCCUGAUUUUCUCCCCUUCCCAAGAAUCAGAAACCCUCGAUUCUACCCAGAUCAAUUUUGAAUCGAGGGUUUUUAAUUUAGAUUAUUUUGGGGAAGAAAUUGUUUAUAAAAAUGGCUUUAAUUGCUUUAUUCUUUGAGGUUUUACAGAGACCUAGUAUCUGGGAUAUGUUGUUGGAUUUGAUGUUGUUGACUGUGCCACUUUGGAUUGCUAUUUUUGUGGGUGUUGUUCUGGGCUGGGCUUGGAGGCCCAAUUGGGCCCACUUUGGUGGUGGUAAUGGUGGAGAAAAAGGAGAGUCUCAGGGAUUCUUGAUUUCAAAGAACAAAUCUUGUUUUUCUGGAAGUGUUAAGGGUUUUAAUUCAAUUCCUAGUUUAACAUCUUUGAAAUCACUGUUACCCAGUUUAACUUGGAAUCUUUCUGAUAGUUGCUUGGAAGAUGCUAACUUUAAUGAGCAACCUGGUGUUUCACAAUCUAAUUCCAGUUUGUCAAACUAUGAGAGAAAUAUUCCCUCUGCUGUCAAUGAAGCUGACUUAAGGCAUUUGUAUCAAUUGGUUGAAGUGCAAGAUGGAGGGCCAGCUUGGAUUCAUAUGAUGGAUCGUUCUCUUGCAAAUAUGACCUACCAAGCUUGGCGAAGAGAUCCCCCGACUGGUCCUCCCCAAUAUCGUAGUAGAACUGUCUUUGAAGAUGCUACCCCAGAAAUGGUGAGAGAUUUUUUCUGGGAUGACGACUUUCGUUUCAAAUGGGAUGAUAUGCUCAUACAUCAUGCUACAUUGGAGGAGUCGCAGGCUACCGGAACUAUGAUACUGCAGUGGGUACGCAAGUUUCCAUUCUUCUGCAGUGACAGAGAAUAUGUGAUUGGUCGUCGGAUCUGGGAAUCUGAAGGUUCUUAUUAUUGUGUCACAAAGGGUGUGCCUUUUACCUCUCUUCCUAGACGAGACAAACCAAGGCGUGUUGAUCUCUAUUACUCUAGUUGGUGCAUUCGUGCAGUUGAAUCUCAGAAAAAGGUUGGCCAGAUGACAUCAUGCGAGGUAAUACUUUUCCAUCAUGAGGAUAUGGGUAUACCUUGGGAGAUUGCAAAGCUUGGAGUUAGGCAGGGUAUGUGGAAAGCAGUUAAGAAGAUAGAGCCGGGCUUGCGUGUGUACCAAAGAGAGAGAUCAUCUGGAGCUCCACUUUCUCAUUAUGCUUUGAUGGCUCAAACAAAGACCAGAGUGAAUACCGAUUACCUGAAAGCUCAGGAGGCUUCAAGCGAUGAUCUGCCUAUAGAAAAUCAAGACGUAGAUGCAAACUCUUUGGAGUCCAGGAAGCCAGGAAUGCCCAUACCUAGAGCUCUCAUAGUAGGUGGGGCCAUUGUAGUUGCUUGUACUAUUGACAGAGGGCUAUUGACUAAGGCAGUAAUCUUUGGAGUGGCCAGAAAAUUUGCAAGAAUGGGAAGGAAGACGUGACUUUGGAGGCUUGUGGUAAGACUUCACUCGUGAAGUUGUGAGAACCAUUCUCUUCAUACGGAGCUUCCUCGCUCCCCCUCGGGUCCCUUCACAGGAAAGGAAGAAAGGUCGAUGGCCAUGGCUUUGCAUUUCGAGAAGGUUUGUUUUUGGAACGGAGAGUGAGCUUUUUUUCUUCUCUGGGUGGCUUUUGGGGGGAUGGGUCAUUAUUUUUCAUUUGUUAAAUAUUUAGUCAAAAAUAUUUGUAUCAAACAUCUUCAUAUACUCAAUACUGUUAUUAUAUAAUUAUCUAUAUGUCUAAAUCUCA